This is a messenger RNA of Thermothielavioides terrestris NRRL 8126, 2746 nucleotides long. RefSeq lists its product as uncharacterized. The record is from RefSeq and is a predicted model, not a curated record. The coding region runs from base 217 to 2574 and encodes 785 amino acids. NCBI's taxonomy places the organism in Eukaryota, Fungi, Ascomycota, Sordariomycetes, Sordariales, Chaetomiaceae. Gene Ontology annotation, biological process: pyruvate metabolic process; malate metabolic process. Gene Ontology annotation, molecular function: malate dehydrogenase (decarboxylating) (NAD+) activity; NAD binding. Gene Ontology annotation, cellular component: mitochondrion. The transcript is spliced from 4 exons.
CCGCCAGGGGUCUUGCGACGCUCUGAUGAAGCUUUCCACUUUUUUUUUUCUUGUGUAAUUCUGCCGCCCCAUGUGCCGUCCAGACGAGGGAGGCGUGCGUGGUAAUUAUCGGCAAAGCGCCCUCGAAGCCGGCGGCCCUUGAAACACGCAACGAAACCGCCUGACAAGCUUCUGUCACAUUGCCCACCUCGAGCCGUUUCCCUCUUCGUGUCGGGCAUGGGCAAAGGGGCAGCAGCCCGCUGGACGCUGGUUGCGUCACGGGCGGCCAGCGUGCACAAGUUCUUAAACCGGCUCGUCCUCAGCAACAACCGCGUCGGCCGGGUUCUGCAAUUGUCGCUCUUCCUGACCAAGGGUUUGGUGGCCCGGACUACCGCUCGCGUUGCCGCAUCCACAUCCACGAGGACUGCUGGUCCCGGUCGUAUUAAUUCUAAUAAUACCGUUAACGGAAUCGUGCCUGCUACACACACGCCGCAGGGGGCCGUUCUCGCGCACCUAGCCCGGCUGCCCUGUCUCGAUCUCCCACGGUGGAUAUACAGUCUCGCUUUCCUCGCCCGGCUGUCCUUCUUCCAGUUUCCUUUCCCCCUCCCGGCCCUCCUCGCACCUGCAAUGGCGUCGUAUGCGUCCAGCAGCACUUCCGACAUAUCAACACCUCGGUCGGUCUCUCCGUCUUCGGUAGCGUCAGCGCGCUCGUCGCAAUCAUCUAUAUCUAGCUCCAAGCGCAUGUCAAUAUCGUCGUCGAGACGCAUCUCAGCUGCCAAUCCCAUGUCGUCAGUCGACAUCGCCACCAUCGAAGAGGCCAUGAGGCUGGCCAACCUCGACACGCUUCGGGGCUACGCCCAGAACCACUACGCCGAGGUGCACCAGUAUGCCACCACCGAGUACAUCAGUCAGUCGCAGGCCCUGGGCUACCAGAUCCUGAACGAGCCCAUGUGGAAUAAGGGCUUGUCGUUCACGCCGGAGCAGCGCAUCGCCAAGAACUUGACCGGUCUCAUUCCGCACGUCAUGGAGGACGGCGCCAAGCAGUGCGAGCGCGCUCUCAAAAUGAUCCGCUCGCGGCAGACAAACAUCGACAAGUACCUGUACCUGUCGUCGGUGAAGAGCCAAAAUGUCGACCUGUUCUACCGCUUGCUCAUCGACAACGCCAAAGAGCUGAUGCCCCUCGUGUACACGCCCACCAUUGGUGAUGUCUGUCUGCAGUACUCGACCCUGUACACCCGCCCGGAGGCUCUCUACAUCUCCAUCAAGCAGCGGAAGUCCAUCAAGACGAUUCUCAAGAAUUGGCCGUACCCCAACCCUCAGAUUUGCGUCGUGACGGACGGCUCGCGCAUUCUGGGCCUGGGCGACCUCGGCUUCAACGGUGUUGGAAUUCCGAUUGGCAAGCUAGCCCUGUACACAGCAGCUGCCGGUAUCCACCCGGACAAGACGCUUCCCAUCGUGCUCGACUGCGGCACGUCCAAUGAGGCGAACCUCAAGGACCCGCUGUACCUCGGCCUGCGCGCUAAGCGCGUCUCGGUUGCCGAGCAGCAGGACUUCAUGGACGAGUUCAUGCAGGCCGCUGCCGAGGUCUACCCGGAAAUGGUUGUGCAGUUCGAGGAUUUCGAAAGCGAAAAGGCGUUCAACUAUCUCGAUCGCUACCGCAACACUUACAAGUGCUUCAAUGACGACAUCCAGGGUACCGGCGCCGUCGUCCUGGCCGGCUACAUUGGCGCCGUGAACCUCUCCGGUGUCCCGAUCGAGGAGCAGCGGCUCGUCUUCAUGGGCGCUGGCUCCGCCGGCGUUGGCGUCGCGAAGCAACUGGUCGAGUACUACACAAAGCGCGGCCUGUCAGAACAGGCCGCCAAGGACAAGUUCUGGCUUGUUGACACCAAGGGCCUCGUGACCAAGGACCGUGGCGAUAAACUCGCCGAGCACAAGAAAUACUUUGCGCGGUCCGACAACAAUGGCCACCAGUUCCGCACCCUCGAGGAGGUCAUCGAGUAUGUCAAGCCGACCGCCCUGGUCGGUCUGACGGCGACCCACGGCGUCUUCACCGAGUCCGUCGUCCGCGCCCUCAAAGCGUCGGUCGACGCUGGGGGUCUCGGCCGCAGGCCCAUUCUGUUCCCUCUGAGCAACCCGCUCAGCAAAGCCGAGUGCACAUUCGAGCAGGCCGUGGCGUGGACCGACGGCACUGUCAUUUUCGCCUCGGGGUCGCCGUUCUCGCAGUUCACUGUUAAGUCUGGUGACCACGCCGUGACGUACUACCCGAACCAGGGCAACAACGUCUACGUCUUCCCCGGCAUUGGUCUCGGCGCCAUCCUGGCCAAGGCCAGCCGCGUGACGGACAACAUGAUCUACACGUCGGCUGCCGCCCUGGCCGGCUCGCUCAACGCCGAGGAGAUCCAUAAAGGCCUUAUCUACCCGCGGAUUGAGCGCGUGCGCGACGCCAGCCUCAUCGUCGCCCGCGAGGUCAUGAAGGCCGCGCGGCGCGACGGCGUGAGCCAGCUCCCCGAGGAGCAAUGGCUCGAGUGGGAGGAGUGGGGGGACCCGGCCCUCGACAAGUACAUCAAAGCUCGGAUCUACAAUCCUGAGCUCUGAGUAUGAGGCUUGAUCCAUUGCUUGUCUGCGUCUCUCAGCGAUUGUUUCUGCGUCUAUUUUUGACGCAAUACCAGCGAGGCUUUUGUCGUUGGCCAGCUGGCCGCUUUUCGUCUUUUCUUCGCUGAUGAUUCCCCCAAGCUUUUGGCUGCUCACUUUUUUCUUUAAGUUUGGA